AUGAAUGAUAAUACAAGCGAUGAAGGUAAUUACAGGUCAGAUGAUAAUUUAUUAAAAACAAUACAAAAUAAUGGACAAAUCUCAUUGAGAAAAUUUAAUAGAAUUCAUGAUAAAAUAAAUAUACAAAGUGACGGAUCCAAACAUAAAGGAAAAGGUGUAAAAGACGAUUCUACUUAUGAAGAAGAAUCUAUUAAUGGUGAUGAAGAAUAUCAAGAAGAUGGAAAAGAAGGAGGUACAACCAUCAUAAGAAGGAGUAAAAGGUUAAAAGAUAAACCGAGUUCGAUGAACUAUGCUAAAGAAAAUUUUUGGAUGAUUAAUGAUGACCUUGAGGGAAGUGAUGAAGGGUCGAAGAUGAAAGUUGAUAAUCGAGAUAGUGAUGAAAAUGGUGAAAGUGAACGUGACUAUAUAGUUUCUGUUAUUGAAGGAAUGAAGUGUAAAAAGAAUGAGGACGACGAAGAUGAAGAAAUGAAUGACGAAGAAUCACAUGUUCCUUUCACCGAAAGAAAUGGAAUGGAUAAUAAUAAUAGUAGUAACGUUAAUCAGAACAACUUGGAAAGAACAUUUAAGUGA
This is a messenger RNA of Funneliformis caledonium, 570 nucleotides long. NCBI's taxonomy places the organism in Eukaryota, Fungi, Glomeromycota, Glomeromycetes, Glomerales, Glomeraceae. The record is from the annotation of a GenBank genome assembly.